GCAGACAGUUUAAUUUUUAACAAAUUAUCAAAAUGUCGCAGGUUUCACUUUUUGUUUUCGUAUUUUUCAAAUAAAGUUCAAAUGUUUCGCGUUGUAGUAGUUCUGUAAGGCGGAAAGUAAAUAACGUAAAAUGUUGGUGAUUCGAUAAGACUUAAGUGUUGUCCAACGAAAGUCUAAUUACAAUAAUUCGUUAUCCAUUUAAUGUACAGUGAAAACAAACACACACCCACCACUCACACAAAAAAUAGCCGUUUGCUAUCUGUCAUUCAGAUUUGAAUUUUUCAAUUAAAUUCGUUGAAAUUAAUUUCGCGUAUCAAAAAUGGAUUUGAUUGAAAAGAUGAGAAGGUCGAACUUCGAACAGUUUGUGACCUUAGUUCGGAUGCAUUUAUCAUUUGAAUUGGAUCUCAAUACGACCGAUGACAAUGACGUCGUGUUGAAUGAAAAAUUAAAGUCGAAGAAACGAUUCAACUUCCACAAAAAGGCCAAAAUAUGCACAACAACAACCAGUCCGCUGUGUUCCAAUUCACAAGUCCUCAAAGAGGGAAUACUGCAGCUCAGGGAGCUGAUCAAAUUUCUGGUGCUGGAACAAAACAUUACACAAGAAGGCAUAUUUCGACGAACCGGUAGCCUAGCUCGACAAAACGAUCUCAAAUCAAGAAUCAACAACGGUCUUCCACUCAAUCUUGAAGGAGGUGCUUAUACGGUACACGACUGUGCGUCCGUUUUCAAAGGAAUUUUAUCCGAACUGCCGGAACCUCUCCUCACCGACACAUACAACGUUGCUCAUGUUCAAAUCGCAGAGCUCUGCAACAAUUUAGACAAUUCUAAGGAGCCACGUCUCGUGCAUUCACUUCAGCUGUUACUGCUGUUACUACCACCAGACAACUACAAUCUCCUGAAGGACAUCAUCGAAAUGCUGCACAGAACAACCGAAUUCGUGGCCAGCAAUAAAAUGUCGGCGAGUAGCCUAGCAACCCUAUUUACGCCGCAUUUGAUAUGCCCGAAGAAAUUAACACCUGAAGCACUGCAUCAAAUAUCACAACAAAUGUCCGGCGUCAUCAGUUUCAUGAUCAGCAAAGGAACGGACUUGUUUGACAUACCACCGAAUUUAGCCAUCGACAUCCGGGCCUAUUUCGUCAAGGAACAGCAGAAAGCAUUGUCGCCAGAACACUUCCUGGACGAAUCGGUGACGUCCGACUCGAUAGCGAACACUGUGUACACAUUUGUCGAUAAAGAACGAACGGCACAAGCGUGUGUGUCAGGUAAUCCGACGGAUACAGCACUCGCUCAACUGUACGCUCACAUUCAGACGUUGCCGGAAUCGUCAAAGAAACGGAAAUUAAUUAAACAAUUCAAUAAGGAGAAUGGGCAAGGAACCCCUUUACAAAUGUUAAAUCGACUUAAGAAUACAAACAGUGCAUCGAAACCAAGCAAAUCUCUCGGAGACUCCAUCAAACGACACAUAUUUCACAAAUCAUUAGCUACUAAGUCUGCAACGAAACAGCGAUCGUCGCCUGCGUUUCAUACACCGACCCGAGCCCAACAAUUCACCCCAAAAUCUAGGCAACUCUUUCAAAGUCCCUACAUACCGCGACAACUGCAAUCCGACAACAAUGUCCAACUGAUUUCAUCGAAAUUAUCACUUGCUUCACCAUCGAUCGAUUCGAACAAGGCCGUGAAGGCCAAUCAUAAGGUUACAGCACCAGUUUGUACCACACCAAUUGUAGCAACGGAAUCUUUAGCGAAAAAAGAUGACGACGAAAAUCUGAGCGAAGAUGAAGUGGAUUCAUUCGAAUUGCUCAGCGAAACUCUGAACCGAUUGCAGAACACAUCCAAUUGCAGCAGCAAAAAGACGGUUGCAUUCAAUGUGGCAACAGAUAAAUGCGAAACGGAGAGUGAGGGUGACGAACACAUCAAUAAAUCCGCCAAAGACUUCAAGUCCUUUCAUAAAUCCGAACCGGAUUUGAGUAAAAUCUAUGCGGAAAAUGCGGUCACCACUCCGCUGUGGAAUAACGGCCGAUUUAUUACGAGUAAACUGAUGAAAGGUGUCAGCAUGGUCAAUUUGAAAUGUCCGUCGUUUAUCGAUCGGAAAAUACUGCGAAAAUCGUCGUCCAUUCAAUUCAAACGGAAGUCAUCGACGAGUGAUCUGUGUGUCACGCCAUGCAAAGAGAACUCAAUGAUUGAUGAUGAGGAUUUUGAAGAGACGCCGAACAAAGACAACAGUUUGAAUUGGAGCCAGGAGUCGCAUCUUAGACGCCGUUCAAUGUCUCCGAUAACUAAGUCAACGCAGCGGAUGUCCAAGGCUAUGCAAGAAUCAAUAAUGACACCGCGAUCGAGAAAACCGGUUAUGUUAAUCGGUGCUUCGUUGGGCUCUUCGGAUCAACGGAAUUACCACAACAGUUUCUCCAGCUUAAGGGAAGAGGAUGAAGAAUCAUCGCAGUUACACGCACUCGAUACCCAAGAGCAGCGAUCGUUGUAUCGAUCAAAAAGUGCCGGCAAUUUAAACGAAUUGGACGCAGACAAUGUGGGUCAGCUGAACGUGACUGGCAGAAGGAAUUCGUCAUCCGAUAUGGAAUCAUUAUCGGCUCCUUUCCGCGAAUAUCUGCUCAGCCGCAGUGUUUGUACCAGUGCACCGGUGGACGCUUCGUUCUCAAGUCAACCGGAUGACUUUGGUUCCACGGAAGACAUUCAGGAUCUCACCGAAACGGAAUUGAGUCAAAGUUUACUCUACUGCUUGAAUGGAAACAUACCAGCGGAUAUGUCAUCGUCGAAUUUAUCGCCCGUCGAUUCGCGUAUUGCAAGCUUUGAUUUGCAGAGCAGAAAGCGUACGAUGGACGUUAGACCUGGCGAUGGUCAGGCGCACAAAAGAAUGCUGGUCAUUAAAAAUGUUUUGUUAGAACAUCCCGGUGAAACGUCAUUGUAGUUAUAGAUGCGGGACUGUGGAAGCUGUUCGUUUAGUUAUCAAGGAAGAAAAUUAUCAAUAAAAGAGGGAAAUAUAGUCAA
This is a messenger RNA of Bradysia coprophila, 3003 nucleotides long. It is a transcript of the gene RhoGAP54D, whose product is annotated as Rho GTPase activating protein at 54D. Gene Ontology annotation, biological process: regulation of small GTPase mediated signal transduction; signal transduction. Gene Ontology annotation, cellular component: cytoplasm. The record is from RefSeq and is a predicted model, not a curated record. NCBI's taxonomy places the organism in Eukaryota, Metazoa, Arthropoda, Insecta, Diptera, Sciaridae. Gene Ontology annotation, molecular function: GTPase activator activity.